AUGGAUAAGGGUAUGGAGGUCCGGAUGUGCAUCCGGAAGGCGUCCGGAAGGCGUGGGAACAUCAUCGGACGUAGGUCCAGAAUACGGGAUAUGACAGUCCCCGUGGCUAGUCGACAUGCCUCACCGUUUCCUACCCCACAAACCCCUGCGCAGAUCCAGGAUAUUUUUUUUAAUUCUAUGCGCCAGCAACCUGCAUGGAUGGAUCCUGACUCCUAUGACACCUUUAGACAUGAGCCGUCUAGCACCACCACCAACAAGUUUUUAAUUUUCCUACGAGUUAUCGGGUCAAGCAACCUCUCGUACAUGUUCCCUGGAGCCUUACGCUACAGGCCAAACUCCUUCAGGAAUUUACACAGGAUUUUUCUGGUGAUGUUGCCCCAUUUCAUCCCUCAGCCUGUUCCAUCGUCAUUGUCUCAAGAUCAUGCACCUCCCGUCCCAGCAACGAACAUUAUUCCACCAACGCCAUUCCAGACUAAUGCUGCCUCUUUGAUGAAUACAAUUGGUGCAAGUCCUUCAUUCCAUGAACGCUUUCCCGAAGAGCGCGAGCCGGUGACCCGUCAAGAGGGACAUACAAUUACUGGACGCAGGUCGGCGGAGCUGAAUGCAGCAUUAGAUGUCGGGUUUGCUGCAGUCGAGCGCGGCUUUCUUGAUCUCUCUAUGUCUACUACACUCCCUAUUUCCCAAUUGAUCAACUUAUUCUUGAAGAGUCGCGGGCGCACCGUGAAUGACUGGAACUUGCGCGCAUUGGCAGAGAGGCCCCAGCCGGAGGCGGCACGCCCAGUGCGACCGUGCGCACGCAGUGUUACGACAAAUUCAAAGAGGCCUAUCCCGAUUCUUACCAAGACCUCUUGUUCAUGCACGAGGAGGCAUCGCUCCUUGGAUCAUCUACUCAAGACAAUAGCUCAGCGUGGACAGGGAUUUCAGAAACAUUAUCGAAGAGUAAUACAGAUUCUCGAGUCUGCCUCCGCUAAAUCUGGCUUCGAAGCAGCCAUCGUCCUAUGUGGCAAAGUGGUCAAUGAAGACGGGUCACUCGGCCAUUCAUAUAACACAGCCAGCAAGAUGCAGUUCUGGCAAACACGAUGCCGUGCGAGUGAUGAUGCCAUCAUCGGGCAUCUUAAAGCACACGUGUAUAAUAGUACAUCCUUGGCCGAGGUGGAUGAAGCAUUCCAUGAUGAUACUUGCAGUGACCUAUUGACCCCCCACUCGCCUCCAAACAAUGGUCGUGAUCAGUCUCAGGCACCCGAGGGACGGGAUGAUGCUUUGAAGUGGGUUAAGCUUGAACUUAUCAAACAAGUCGCCCAGCUUGGGGGCAAGUGUGCCUGGGAUAAAAACUUCCCUUGGAAGGGCAUGUCCAGCGCACUUGCUGACGCCAAUCUCUGCAUCAAGGGAUAUCCAACUGAAAGGUGUCUCUUGCCUGGUGAAACUCACAAUGAGAACUCGAAGAAUAAGGGCAUUGGAGCGCUGACACAGAAGGAAAUUGCGGUGCUCGUGGAGGCAUUGAAGUCAGGAACCAUGAAAGUUGUCAAAGUUGACAAGGCGUAUCGAGCAUCUGUUAUGGCCUCUGAGAGGCCUGUCAUCACAGGCAUAGCGCCUCCUUCUGACUGGCCACAUGCUGGUGCUAGACGGCUGUUUGUUAAUGGCGACACCGACUACCAUGGCCCAGCUCGUCUCAAGCCCAGCAAUGCGACUACCAAAGUCAAGAAGGCUGAUAAAGUGACGAAGGCCCCUCCACCACCUAACGCCGACGCCAAUGACGACGAUGAUUCGGAUGACGAUCAUCCAAUAGUACCUACUACUCGGAAGUUCAGAAAAUUUGCCACACGAGUAGAUGUCAUGGAACCGCCACCAUCACGUCCAUUUAGAGUCGUUACACUACCACCCUCACACCCGCUCAAAGUCGCUCGAAAGCCGGGACCGACUGCCGCAGCACAGUGCGAGGUGAUUGAAAUUAGUACUUCAGCUGGGGAGAAUGUCGCCACAGAGCCUGAAUCGGAGUAUGAAGAAGCACGCGGGAAGAAGAGGAAACUGAAGUUCGUGGAUACUUCACAUGCGUUAAAAAGGCCGGCCCCGUCCAGCGAGAAGUCUGAUACUUCGAAAGUGGAGAAGAAGGCUGCACGGCCGAAGCAACCCAAAACGCCUGCCCUACCAACUUCUCCGAUAAAGGGUGGCCCUCUGUCCCCAUUGACAGUGGGAUCAUCGAGUGUAGCAGCAUCGCCAGAGCCUGAGACUGCAGCAUUCCUCCAGGAUGGUCCCUCUAACGUGCGCACAAAGGUAAAACCACGCCCACUCACAAAGGAAUCCAAGGGGCGAGAGGCGGUUGCAGCUGUGAAGAGUGGUGUCUCCUCUGGUUUAGAUCAUGUCCCUAAGGAGACGUUACAGAAGGACCUACCUUCAGAGGCGAUGCAGGAUGACGGACCAGUAGGAGAUCAGCAGGAACCACCUCGAGUCACCAAUCCCAUCAAGGAUCCUCGUACUAUUGACGACUCUCAUGACUCCCGUGACCCUCCAGCCAACCCACCCCAAGCUCAUGAUGAGCUCUCUGUCCAUCAUGACCCUCGUGAGGGUAUCCAGCAAGGCUCUGACAAGGGUGAUGCUGUACGCCUCUCACGGGAACCUCAACAUGAAAUUGUCCACAAUGACCCUCAUGAGGGUGAGCCUCUUCACGAUCCCCGCGAGCCUCGUCAGGACCCUCGAGACACUCCCCAUCACGUCCCUCGCAACACCUCGCGCGAUCCUCAUCAGCCUCUUCGCAAUCAUUCUCAUACCCCAAUCACUGAGCAUGAUGCUCUCUACCCUCGCGAUGCCUUCUACCACCGUGACGUUCGCAAUCACCGUUAUGCUGGUUCGCAACCUCCCGACCAUUAUGGACCUGAGCCUCGUACUAACGAUGAAUAUGCCAUGCGGGAUAGCUCACCAGCCUUGGAGGUAUACCGUGAUGAUCAUUAUGCUCACAGUGAGCACGAACGCUCAUACUCAAGUCGAUACAGUCCGGUACUUGGUCCUAACUAUGCUCGUGAGAAUGGAUACUCUCGACGCGAUGACCUUGAUGAACGGCGGGCACUUGGUGGAGGAACUUACCGUGGUGGAUACCCUCAAGGCAGGACUCGUUACCAUAAUUCCAGAUGGGCAGAUCACAUCCGCGAUACUGUGCCUUUGGACUAUGUUCCUCAUGACAAUGUGGCACGAUCAUUUAGUCAAGAUCCAGUUAACCCUCCUCGCCCCCCUUCAUCUUAA
Messenger RNA from Suillus subalutaceus, 3234 nucleotides. RefSeq lists its product as uncharacterized. The record is from RefSeq and is a predicted model, not a curated record. Lineage: Eukaryota; Fungi; Basidiomycota; Agaricomycetes; Boletales; Suillaceae. Bases 1 to 3234 code for a protein of 1077 amino acids. The transcript is spliced from 13 exons.